Molecule: messenger RNA, 5577 nt
Organism: Cladocopium goreaui
Lineage: Eukaryota; Dinophyceae; Suessiales; Symbiodiniaceae
Source: the annotation of a GenBank genome assembly
AUGAGCAUCGAAGAGGACGAGCACAACCUCGCUGUUCGAGUUCAAAAUCAACAGGCCCAAAGGCCUUUGCAUGACUGGCAUGGAGGAGGUGACAAUCAUGAACAGCCUGAAAGGACGCAUCCUGCUGUUGGAGCAGACCUACAUGCACAGCCAGAAGAUGUGACGUCCUUCAUGGCUAGAUCACUUUCAAGUGCUGCACUGCGACCGGACAGUACCAGAGGACCUUCUACAUCCUCGAGCUCUUCACGCACCAGCACCCUUGGCUUGGAUGAAAUGCGAAGAGCAAUUGUUUAUUGCCUGGAUGGACGCACAGUCAACAUCAAUGCACCUUGGGAUGACGCUGACCAGCUUUGGCAUGUUUGCGCGCAAACCCUGGCCAUUGAGGAAAGGGAUAUCAUGCGAGUCCUCCAUGUUGACUAUAGACCUGAAGACAUUGCUCAAGAAGAACUUGAAUGUCUUCUUCUACUGAAAAGACAGGAAGAGCCCUCUGUCAGUUUUCUUCGUUUGUGCCUCCAGGAUGUGAAUUAUGCUGCUGAUCGACGUGGUCCGAGAACACUCAUUUCUCGCAAGUCCGCCUUGAUUCCUCGCAGAAGCAACAGAGCCUCACUCAUUCGACUUGCUGGUUUCGAAGGUCAUUGUUUUCAUGAGCCGUGGCGAUGCCAUGUGUGGAUCAAUGGCAACCUCUUCUCUGACGAGAUCGAUGUCAUUGAGCUCAACAAUGGAGACUAUGUCCGCAUUGACAUUCCGUCUCAUCCUGAGGAACCUGAGCAGCUGUGCGAUGCGACCACAAAUGAUUUGGACGAUGUUUCUCAAAACAACAGCAAUGAAUCAACACGGAAUCAUGAGGAUAUGAGCACCAUGCAAAUCGGCAUAGUUCCGAUGGGUCAGCAAUGCAAACUUGACAACACCAGUGUUGUCGAAGGCCCUGAAUUUGCUGUUCCUCUUGAAGCACCUGAGCCGCCUGGCCGCCCUGAAUUGCAUCUUGGUGAACAUCUCGAAUGCAUGGAUGGACUUCACCGUUUUUGGUGGCUUCACUCUGCUGUUGAACUAGAAGAAGAAGGGCGUGUCCUCUAUGUCUCUACGUGGUACACUGAUGGCACAAGAUGGCCAUCUUGCGAUGAACCUCGACCUGUGCGCCUCUUGAGUGAUCCUGGAGUAUGGGCUGAUCGCCUUGCUGAAGCAUGGGAUGACAAAGUUGAUCCAGACUGUCCUCUACAUCUGUAUCUUCUCACCCCACAGCCGAGAUCCAAUUUGUGGUCACCGAUUGGGGCGCCGCAUGUGCUCAUUGUCCAGAACCCUCUUCCUGAUCAUCGGAGUGUUCAUAUUGCCACACUGGAUCCGCGCAGUACUGACCUUGGAAUACCCAGCUGCAUUCGCACUGUUCCUGCUGCACUGACCAGACCUGACUUGCUUACGGCAGUUGACCUUCAGCAUGUUUGUCUUCCUGGGCAUGUCGACUGCAUGAUCUGGUGGGGCGAGCACGAAUUUCGUGAUGGACAUGUUUUCCCAGUUCGGCAGGGGUUCUCAUUUCUCAUCAUUCGCAAUCAUCUUACAGCCGCUGCCAGCUCCUCACAACAUGUUCCUGCAGUACCAGCACAUUUGGAGGAUGGAGCGGAAGAUGAUGAGUCACUGGCUCUGCUACAAACCCAAGUUGGCUUGAAGCGAACAGUCCUUCUUCUUGACACUUUGAUCCCGGAAGAGGACACUCAGCAACAUGAAAUGCAAGUCCCCAUCCGUCUGGUUGCGGGAGCCACCAUGCCACCGUUGCCUACAUUCAUUGAAUGCGAACCCCCUGGCACUGCACUCCAAAUACGAGCAGAACUUUGUCAUUGGGGACAUCAAUGUGAUGUGCAUCGCUUUGGCCAACAUGAUGUUGCCUUGUGUCUACCCCAAGGGUGGGUUGCAGAUCCUUUUCACUAUCACUACAUGUUUUGCCACACGGACGUCACGGACACCUUGGGUGCCUUUCUUCACACGGCUGAGCAUAUCAUGAGUGACCACGACAUGAUGCGCUUCCUCUAUGGCUUGGGUUAUUGGCGCGCUGUCAUUUUGUCGAGUGAAGAUCUGCCUUGUGGACUCCGUCAUGUGACCUUUGAGAAUGUGUCUGUGCAGCUUCCUGUGCAUGAUCUCAAGCAUAAGCCCACUCCGCCUUGGCCAGCUCCACUUGCUGUUCAACAUGCUCCUUGGCGCCCUUUCGUGCUCCCAGGGACCGUUGCAGAUGAUGAUUGCGUGAUACGGUAUGGAAUACCACUUCAAGACGUUGAAGCCUUUUUCAACUCUGCUGAUGGUAUUUUGCAGCGAGAUCCUGCCGGACAUGACUUUCCAUCUACCACACAGGCAGCAUUGCGCAUGAGCGUCUCCGUCAACCUUGAGGACUUCGACAGGAUCAUCAUUUAUUCAGAUGGUUCAUCACAUGCUCUUGACAAGCACAAACCUGCCUUGUGGAAUGCAUUGGAAACGGCCCUGCCUGGUGACGCUCUUCAAGUUGAGCACAUUCCAGGCCACACUCAAGAGCCUUUCAAUGAUAUGGUGGACUGGUUAGCGAAGAAGGAGAGAGAGAAGAGCUUUUACUGCCAACGGCAGAAGAUUUCUAUGGCCGUGUGGCGUCAACUUCUUCCUCAUCUUUGGACUUUCUUCAGCUACAAUGAUGGCCUUCCUCCGAGAUGCACUGAGGGACUUCAUGCUUAUGCGCCCUCCCUGCCACCUGAUCUCAAGUCUGUGCGAAAGGAUGACAGGGACUCCGGCAAAGCACGACCAGUUCCUUUGAGUUUGACUUUGAGUUUUUGCACUGCCAAUAUUGCUUCGAUGUACAAUGGAUCCUGGGGUCAUGCAGGUAAAACAGAGUACUUGCGGCAACAAUUUCUCUCAAUGCGACUUCUCUUUUUGGGCAUUCAGGAGAGUCGCACUCCAGAAACCUUCAGCGCUGCGGAGAACGUCCUGAGGAUUGGCUCUGGACAUGCACACGGUGGACUCUAUGGAGUUGAGCUUUGGGCAAACCUCAAUGUGCCCUAUGGUCGUCUCGGCCACCGUGAGCUCUACUUCAAACGAGCUGACUUUCAGGUUCUGCAUCGAGAUCCAAGGGCCUUGCUGGUCCGAGUUGACACUGACUUUGUUCACUUUGCCCUUCUGGUUGGCUACGCACCGCAGUCGGGUCUUUCAGUCGAUGUGCGCAGUGAUUGGUGGGAGUCCCUGCAGACUAUUGCCUCCCUGAAAGCUCCUGAUGAACAGUUAUUUGUUCUCAUCGAUGCCAAUGCUGAUCCUGGACCUUGUGAUUUCAGACAUGUCCUGACACAUGGUUUCAAGCAGACCGCCAACACAGAUUUUCUGAGAGCCUUUCUGCGUGCACAAGAUCUCUGCUUGCCUGUGACAAGUGCAUACCACCAAGGCGGAGUUGACACCUGGGCCCAACCCAAAACCUUUUGCCGUGCCUCGGUGACGCGUCAGCAUGUGCAUCAAGUGCUGCAAGACUAUGUCCCGACUCAUUGGCAACAUGAUGUUGAGCACCAAGUUGAGGACUUCAACCGGCACUUGACCAAUGGCAUUGCGCAGAGUUGCCCGAGAUCCUCGAGAAGACCCAAGAAGGCCUUUAUCCCUGAUUCUGUCUGGCAUUUGAGGCUUUGCAAGUUGGAUAGGCGCAAGAAGCUCAAAGAAUUGGAAUCUCGCAGAAGAUUUGAACUCUUGCGUUUGUGCUUUUCUACCUUUGAGAAUGUGUCCCUUGAGAACGCCAGUCAUGCCUUCUGGAGAUAUGACACUUGGUUACUGUGCUGCAAGAUCCGGGUUUUCAGUGCUCUGCACCAAGCCGCUGGGCAACUGAGAGUGAAACUCAAAGAGGCCAAGACAGCUCACUUGCAAGCGCUUUUUCAAUCACUACCACCUGACGCUCCUGCCUCGCAAAUUUUGCAUGAAUUGAAACAAGUGAUUGGUUCCACAAACCUCCGCAAGGUGCACCAGAAAGCUCUGCCCUUCAUACGAAAUGAUCAAGGGCAGGUUUGUCGUAGUUCAAAAGAAGCUUUGGACACCUGGAUCACCUUUUUCAUGCUAAUGGAAGGGGGGCAACGCUUGGCUUCAGAUCAGCAAAGAAGUGAAUGGCUCGACAAUUUGGCGUCAUUUCGUGCUUCUUCCUUGGAUUUGACCCUGGCGGACCUUCCCAGUUUGUGCGAGCUCGAAUGUGCGUAUCGACGUGUCAAGCCGGGGAAGGCGACUGGACCAGAUGGCAUUGAUGCUCUCCUUUGUCACUUGAGUCCCGCUGAUUUUGCGAAGAAGACGUAUUCGCUCAUGUUGAAGACCCUCACACAUGGUCAGGAAAGUCUUCUCCACAAGGGUGGAAGGUUGCACCCCCUUUGGAAGGGGAAGGGAGCGAAAGACAGCUGUGCCGCGUAUCGCAGCAUUUUGGUUUCGUCGCACAUCGGCAAGACCAUUCAUCGCUGUCUUCGAGUUCAUUCCGCAGAUCUUUUUGAGAGAUACCUUCAAAAACAACAGCUGGGCGGCAAACGCCGGAUCUCUGUUGCUACAGGCGUCCAUCAAGCCCGUGCCUUCUUGAGAUCUCGUCGCCAACGUGGACUCAAUGUGGGAAUGGUCUUUCUUCAUUUGUGCGAAGCUUUCUACCGCAUUGUGCGGGAAUUGGCGAUCGGAGGCCCAGCCUGCGAUGAGACAAUCGCCAAAAUGGGUCAUCGCUUGGGCAUGGGAGAGGAUUUGCUUCAUGCUUUGUACCGGCAUUUGGAUGAUGAGCAUGCUCUUGCCAGAGCGGGACUUUCCAGGCAAAUGCAGAUGAUGGUGAGAUCGCUACAUGCAGACACACAUUUUUCACUUCAAGGGCAAGAAGAUCGAUGCAAGACACGUCUGGGGACUCGCCCCAGCGACAGUUGGGCGGAUCUCAUUUUCAGCUUUCUUUGGACCCGCCUUUUACAUGACCUUGAAGCUGAAUUUCAAGAGGCGGGCCUCAUUGACAAUGUGCCUGCCGAGCUUGGGUUACGCAGUUCUUUGCUCCCAUGCACCAAUGAAGAUCCACCUUGCAUGACGACAGUUGGGUUUAUAGGUCCCACAUGGAUGGACGACAGUGUAUUCUGCUUUGCAGAUCCGCAUGCUGAUGCUUUAGAAAGAAAAGCAGUUCAUCUUUGUGGUCUGUUACUCCAAAAGUGCCGAGAAUUCGCUAUGACGCCCAACCUCAAUCCUGGCAAAACUGCUGCCAUGCUGGUAUUCCAGGGCCCGGGCUCAGUUGCGGCCAAGAAACGCAUUUUUGGACCCAGUGCCCCAAAGGUGCUGACUAUUCUCACUGAAUAUGAUACGCAGCAAGUCCAUGUGGUUACAGCCUACACUCAUCUGGGAUGCCUCCUGCACCACAAAGGUGAUAUGAGGCAAGAGGCCAGACGAAGAUUCAGCAUUGUGCAGACCGCAUUUCAACAACAUAGACGUUUGCUUUACCAGAACAAGCAUUUGUCUUUGCGCCGGCGCGCUGAAUUGUUUCGCACCUUGAUUCUCAGCAAAUUUGUCUACGGUUGUGAGUCGUGGACACUGGCGGAUGCUCGAAGAUCAAGCUCUACAAGCGUCUCAUUCACCGUGCACAAGAAUCACAUUUGA